UGCACAGGCGACAACAAUCGACGAAUUCAACGGCGUUUUCCUACAGCUUUUUUGAAUACCGGCCUCCCUGGCCGCCGGAGAAGCUCUCGCAAAGUGGGGAUUAUAGCGAAGAAAAACACGAACCAUGUAAAAACUCGUGAAAUACAACAUGCAAAGAAACACAUAGAAACUACGCCUUCGUAUAAUGUCUAUAUCGGAAAGAAUUUUGGUGUUCGUUUAUGCGAUUAUUUCAAGUUUCUACGCUCGAUUGAGCAGGCAAGCGAGAGGGCGCUAGUACAAUGCUCGUUCAACUGUUUUCGAUCUUUUGCCUCCAUGGAAUUGUCGUCCUCUGCCAAGAAGCUCCAGACGUGCCCAAAUGCUGGUGGGAAUUCCGUAGAAUCAGAAGUCCUCAGCUUUGAAUUGUUGCAUCGCUGCUUCGGCGCAGAACUUCUGAAGACCGAAAUGGAAGUUGAUUACUUCCCAACAGGUGGCGCCAUUACAGAUUACACCUGCCGUUUAUUUGGAACCACACUCGGUGUGUCAGUUACGAGAGCCAUGAAAUACCGGGGCCAGUUCGAUGUUGAAGAUGCUAAGCGACUGCUCACAAAGAAACUAAACGGAAUCCUGAAUGCGACACAAAAUACACUGGAAGAUUGGAAGAAGCAAGUAUUGCAUAUUUGGGCGCCUUCACACAGUGUUGCUAAAACUGUUUGGAAAGUUUACGAAGAUAUGAUUCACACGGAUAUUAAAGCAAACACUGUUGUCAUGGUGACUAUUACCGAAUCAACUAGCGCGUACUGCUCCAUGUUUGAUAAUCGUAAGAAAAGAACAAUAGGCGGCUAGCAUAGGAGGAGCAAGUUAACUAAACGUAUUUAAGUUAACAUCGGUGGCAUUGAGGGUAUGUGCGCCAUUAGUCGUAAUAUUCCAGGGGACAUUAAAUUUUAUAAUUUGAAAUGCUGGCUUGAACAUAUCAAAUUGGAAUUGUAAAUAAAACAUUAUUUUCCUUUACUGUAUAUUGAUAAAAUAUCAAGAUUUUUUAUAUUGAAUGAAUGUAUAUUAAUAUAUAUAUAUAUAUAU
This is a messenger RNA of Anneissia japonica, 1056 nucleotides long. RefSeq names its product AAC-rich mRNA clone AAC4 protein-like. NCBI's taxonomy places the organism in Eukaryota, Metazoa, Echinodermata, Crinoidea, Comatulida, Comatulidae. The record is from RefSeq and is a predicted model, not a curated record. The transcript has 3 exons. The annotation marks the transcript as partial.